This is a messenger RNA of Pelobates fuscus (common spadefoot toad), 2573 nucleotides long. RefSeq names its product solute carrier family 45 member 1 (gene SLC45A1). Bases 214 to 2457 code for a protein of 747 amino acids. Lineage: Eukaryota; Metazoa; Chordata; Amphibia; Anura; Pelobatidae. Gene Ontology annotation, biological process: transmembrane transport. Gene Ontology annotation, cellular component: membrane. The transcript has 9 exons. Gene Ontology annotation, molecular function: sucrose:proton symporter activity. The record is from RefSeq and is a predicted model, not a curated record.
CAGUGCAGUGAUGUCAGCAGCACACAUACCUCCCCCACCACUACACAGCCAGAAGGAAAGAGAUGUGUAUGCAAGCUAGAUGGGAAGGAUGCAGCAGUAUCUGCCUGGGGAACCCUGCUUAGCCUUAUCCAUGCAGUAACUGAUCACAUGGACAGAAUGCCCCUUCAUCUAAAGUCACAGGUAAAAUAUAACUGAUUAAAAGUACUAUUCAUAAUGUCUUCAUCUGUAAUGUCCCCACCUACGGAAACUUUACUUCCUAACUUGGUUUCUCAAGAGUUCUGGAGAUCCCAAGUAUGUGGCUACAGUACAUCUGUUGCGGGGCAUAUCAGUCACCGGGCAAACAAUUUCAAAAGACAUCCAAAGAGAAGGAAAUUAAUUCGUCCAUCCCCUCCCCCACCACCAAAUACUCCAUGUCCUCUUGAUUUGAUCGAUUUUGUGGAUCUUUAUCCUCGGAGAUCAUUCUUGGAACUUCUGUUUAAUGGCUGCAUCUUGUUUGGGAUUGAAUUUUGUUAUGCAAUGGAAACCGCUUAUGUUACUCCAGUAUUGCUGCAGAUGGGUCUUCCAGACGAGUUCUAUAGUAUGGUGUGGUUUAUCAGCCCAAUUUUAGGUUUUAUGUUUCAGCCUUUAUUGGGGGCAUGGAGUGACACUUGUUCAUCACGAUUUGGGAGAAGGCGUCCAUUUAUACUUGUGCUAGCCAUAGGAGCCUUAUUGGGACUAACAUUUCUACUCAAUGGACGAGAUAUCGGGCUGUCCGCCACUGACACAGUCAAUGAUCACAAAUGGGGACUUAUCCUCACAAUCUGUGGAGUUGUACUCAUGGAUUUCAGCGCAGAUUCCGCAGAUAAUCCUAGCCAUGCUUAUAUGAUGGAUGUAUGCACUCCAGAAGAUCAAGAUCGUGGCCUGAAUAUCCAUGCCCUGCUUGCAGGACUUGGAGGUGGUUUUGGUUAUGUUGUUGGUGGAAUUAACUGGAAUAAGACACGUUUUGGAAAAUCUAUGGGAGGACAGCUGAGAGUCAUCUAUUUCUUCACUUCGGUAACAUUGACCAUAACAACUAUCUUAACCCUGAUUAGUAUUCCAGAAAGGCCUAUCCAAUCAUUCAACAAGAAGAAGAAAGUCAUGAAAAGUCCAAGUCUACCUCUGCCUCCAUCCCCUCCUGUAUUUUUUGAAGAAACCGAGAAUCGAACUCAUAAUACCCAUAACUCAAAUCACUUAUAUGCUAGCUUUACUAGCCCAAUAUCCCCUUUCAGUCCACUCACCCCAAAGUAUGGCAGUUUAAUCAGUAGGGACAAUUCCUUAACAGGAAUUAAUGAAUUUGCUUCUUCGUUUGGAACCACAAAUAUUGACAGUGUUCUCAUAGACUGUUUCACGGGAGGUAAUGAGAAUUUUUCUGCUCCCUCUAGCAGCUUGUCAAGACAAGCUAGUAGUCUUCCUCGAGUACCCGAAAGCCUAUAUUGUGGUGGACACAGAGACUCAGCAGAAAAUAUUACAAGUCCUGGAGCUGAAAGGAAUCAUUUAAGAGUUGGAUCUCUUGAUGCAUCGAAGGCAAGAGCUUCAGGAAUUCUGAAAAGGCCUCAGACGUUAGCUAUUCCGGAUAUUGUUACAGCAACUUGCCCUGAGAGCAGCAGAAGAAGAAAUGUGACAUUCAGCCAACAGGUGGCUAAUAUUUUGCUGAAUGGUGUAAAGUAUGAGAGCGAACUCAAUGGAUCCACCGAGAUGUGCCAUCAACCACUUUCAAUGAAGUUGCUGUGUUCAUCCAUCUGGCACAUGCCUAAGGCACUGCGCAACCUCUGUAUCAAUCACUUUCUAGGAUGGCUGUCAUUUGAAGGGAUGCUGCUAUUCUAUACUGAUUUCAUGGGAGAAGUAGUAUUUCAGGGGGAUCCAAAAGCCCCACACAAUUCUGAAGAAUAUCAUAAAUAUAAUGCUGGAGUGACCAUGGGAUGCUGGGGCAUGUGUAUAUAUGCAUUCAGUGCGGCCUUUUAUUCUGCUAUUCUAGAAAAGUUGGAGGAUUAUUUUAGCAUCCGGACACUAUUCUUCAUUGCAUACCUUGCAUUUGGCUUGGGCACCGGUUUGGCUACACUAUCCAGCAAUUUGUAUAUUAUUUUAUCCCUGUGUGUUACACAUGGCAUCCUGUUUUCCACUCUUUGCAUAUUGCCAUACUCACUACUCUGUGACUACUAUCAGAACAAAAAGUUUAUAGGUUCCAGUUCAGAUGGCACUAAACGUGGAAUGGGAGUUGAUAUCUCUCUCCUGAGUUGUCAGUAUUUUCUUGCACAGAUCAUUGUAUCUAUUGUAAUGGGACCUUUAACUUCAGCUGUUGGAAGUGCCAAUGGCGUGAUGUACUUUUCCAGCGUCAUGUCAUUUGUUGGCUGUUUUUAUUCAUCCUUGUUUGUUAUCUACGACAUGCCACCAAGUGGAGACUACGAAGAAGAACAGCAACCCCUUUUGCUCAACAUCUAGAGUAAUGAUCCACUUUGUAAUGUGCAAUUUUAAUUCUAUUACUUUUAUUUGGCCAGAAGUUCUGAUAAAACACCUUGAAAUCUGAAUUUGUGACACAAUGGCUCAAAAUAAAGAAU